This is a messenger RNA of Rhagoletis zephyria (snowberry fruit fly), 468 nucleotides long. RefSeq lists its product as uncharacterized. Lineage: Eukaryota; Metazoa; Arthropoda; Insecta; Diptera; Tephritidae. The record is from RefSeq and is a predicted model, not a curated record.
AACCUAGCAAGCAGGUCGUGCACAUAAAAAAUAUCGGUUUCAACGCAUGCUAUGGUAUCGUGAUAUCUUUACACACCUUCGAAUAUUCAAAUACAUAUCUAUCAGUGCAAAGUGUUCGGUCUCGACUUUCGGUUCUUAAGUCUACAAGCUGGAGUGAUUUAUAGUUUUUAACUUUGUUUCGCACAUACAUAUAUGUACUUUACAUAAUUACAAAUGCAUACUAAAGUGAUUCUGUCGUUACUCUUUGCAUUCAUUGUGAUCUUUGCCAAUCUGUGUACAACGAUUGAAUCGCGUAAAGUGAUCUUCUACAAUCGUCAACCAACAGUGCAAAAGAGUCAGCUGCUAUCCACACAAAUCAUGUCGAAGCCAUGUCCAGCCGGUAAAAUGCGAGAUCAUCGUAAUCGUUGUAGGCGAGCCAUUAUAUUUAGUAGAAAGUCUAAAUAACACAAAUGUCUCCACUGAUUUAAU